AUGCCCAUAACCAACGAUGAAAUUGCCCCGGGGGCGAUAAGUCUCGGCAAGCGCAAGCGCGGCCGCACCACCGACGGACCACGGCCGAGCCCAAGCCCAUCGCAGAACACACCACCAUCUCUCGAGACAGGAUCAACCAAUGCCAGCGAUACACCCACACCAAACGCAUCAGCCCCCAAGAAACCCGACGAAAACAAAACCAAGACCAAACGGGCGAAAAGCAAAGCCCCAAAACCAACCUCAAAACAAUCAUCAACCCCCUCCUCUUCCCCUUCGCCCUCCUGGCCCCUUUACCUAAUCCACAUCGAAAAGGUCCACCGCGCCCUGAACCUCGUGUCGACGUUUGUCUCGGCCCGGCGCCAGGUCGCGCCCACGCUGGAGACGCUGCGCCCGGCGGUCGAGGCUCAUCUGCGGUGUGGGUUGGUGGUGGAGGAUGUUGCUGGGGUUGUGGCAUUGAGGAGGGGCGGGGGGGUUGGGGAUGGGGGUGGUGGUGGAGGUGGUGCGGAUGGAGAUGGUGGAAGUGGGAGUGGGAGUGGGAGUGGGAGUGGGAGUGGGAGUGGGAGUGGGAAUGGGGGUAACGCCAAUGGGAGAAACAGCGGGAUCAGGUUUGAAUACGUCAGUGAAACCGACUUAGCCCUCUCCAUGGGGGCCGUCGAGGCCGAGCGCGAGCGGGAGUACCUCGUUCAGGACAGUGAGGCGGCCGGGCCAGGCCGGGAUGAACAGGUGCUGGUGUUUGAGUUUCUGGAUGCCGAGUUGACCGAGUCCAAGGGCGUCAAGGGGCGCGGCGGAGAGGACCGUAUGCGGAUGCCUGUCUUCAGCCAGGCGCAGAUGAUGCGCUUGAUUGAGCGGCGGAAUGCCAAGUUUGUGCAGGCUGUCAACGAGUUUGUUGACCGCUGCGUUGUCGGGGGGCUGGAUCCGGAGAUGGUGCUGAAGGAUGCGAGGGAGGCGUAUGUUCCCAAGAUGGCCGAGUUUGAGGUGGAGGAACCUGGGAAACUGACCAGCACGCUCCCGGCGAGCAUACCCCGCGAGAGGAAGAGCAUACCCGAGAUUGUCCAGGAGAUCAAGGACAGCCCGUGGUACACCGGGCAGAUCGUGCCUGACGGGCACAGGGUGUUUGAAGCACAGGAUGCGGUCUACGGGGACCUAGAUUUUCUGCUCAGCCAGGACCUGGUCAACACCCUGUACAACACCAAGGGGAUUACGAGAUUCUUUGCGCACCAGGCUGAAGCCAUCAACGCGCUGCAUGAGGGGUACAAUGUCGUCGUGGCGACGUCGACGAGCUCAGGCAAGUCACUCAUCUAUCAGCUCCCCGUGCUGCACGCUCUAGAACAGGACCACAACACUAGAGCCAUGUACAUCUUCCCGACGAAAGCCCUAGCUCAGGACCAGAGGAGGAGUUUAAGAGAGAUGGUAGGCUUCAUGCCGGGGAUGGGAGAUGUGCUUGUGGAGACGUUCGAUGGGGACACGCCCAUGAGCGAGAGGAAUGUCAUCCGCGAUGAUGCGAGGAUUAUUUUCACAAACCCAGAUAUGUUGCACAUUACGAUCUUACCCCAGGAGGACAGAUGGCGAACGUUUCUAAAAAACCUAAAAUAUGUUGUCGUCGGGAACCCAGAGGAGCACUUUAAGAAGAUAUUCGGCAUCGAGGAUGUGCGGCUGGUCGACUUUGACGGGUCUCCGUCCGGACGCAAAGAGUUCCUGUGCUGGAACACUCCCUACAAAGACCCCGGGGACCCAGCAAGCGGGCGCGGAAACGCAAUGCUCGAGUGCUCUCGACUGUUCUGCGAGCUGAUCCUUCGUGGUGUCAGGGUAAUAGCCUUUUGUAGGGUUCGCGAGCAGUGCGAGAAGCUGGUAAGUGCGGUCAAACAGGAGCUAGUAACCCUUGGCCGCAGCGAGGUCGUCGCGCGGGUCAUGGGCUACCGCGGGGGAUACACGGCCCAGGACCGCCGGCAGAUCGAGAGCGAGAUGUUUGAAGGGAAGCUCCUCGGCAUUGUUGCCACAACUGCGCUAGAACUCGGCGUUGAUAUCGGAACGCUCGACUGCGUACUUACCUGGGGAUUCCCGUACACCAUCGCCAACCUCAGACAACAGAGCGGGAGAGCCGGCCGAAGAAACAAGGACUCGCUUUCCAUCCUCGUCGGUGACGGUUUCGCCACGGAUCAGCACUACAUGCAGAAUCCAGACGAGCUCUUCACCAAGCCGAAUUGCGAGCUGCAGGUGGACCUGGACAACAUGCUCGUCAAGGAAGGCCACGUUCAAUGCGCAGCCUAUGAGAUGCCCAUCCGACCAGCCGAAGAUGCCACCUACUUUGGCAACGACCUCCCCCAGCUCUGCUCAGAGCGCCUUAUCCAGGACGAGACGGGCUUCUACCACUGCCACCCCCGCUUCCGGCCGCUCCCCUCCCGGUUCGUGUCGAUCCGCGACACGGAAGAAGACCACUUCGCCAUCAUCGACACGACAAACAACCGCAACGUCGUCCUCGAGGAACUCGAAGCCUCACGCGCGACCUUCACCCUCUACGACGGCGCCAUCUUUUUACACCAAGGUAACACCUACCUAGUCCGCGACUUCAACCCGGACAAGCACCUCGCGCGGGUGGAGCGGGUCAAAGUCGACUGGCUGACCUCGCAGCGCGACUACACCGACGUGGAUCCCGUGGAGACGGAAGCCGUCAAGCGCAUCACGGGAUCGCGGUCGCGGGCCUUUUACGGCACGAUCCGCAUCCGGCAAGUCGUCUUUGGCUACUUCAAGGUAGACGCGCGGCGCAACAACCGUAUCGUAGACGCCGUCGACGUCGACAACCCGCCCGUGAUCCGUUACAGCAAGGGCAUGUGGCUGGACGUGCCCCAGCGCGCGCUCGACAUCCUCUCAGCACGGCGUCUCAACGCCGCCGCGGCCAUCCACGCCGCCCAGCACGCGCUCGUGAGCUUGAUCCCCAAUUUCGUCAUCAGCACCCCCGGCGACGUGCGCACCGAAUGCAAGAGCGGGCGCAAAGAGCUCUCCCACAACAGCAAAAAGCGCGAAACCCAACGCAAACGCCCCGCGCGCCUCACGCUGUACGACGCCAAAGGCGGCGCCGGCGGCUCCGGCAUCAACACCAAAGCCUUCGAAUUCAUCGACCUGCUCCUGCAACAGCGCGCGCGCGCGUGGUGGCCUGCCCCUGCGCGUGCGACGCCGGCUGCCCGGAGUGCUGCGCGUCGGCGACAGAUCGAUGUGGACGCGCUGCCCAUGGGGCCUGAGGAGAGCGCGCCUGUCGGGCUGGAGACGGUGGUGUUGGCGGAGGCGGUGCCGGCGAGGGAUGGGCAAGGGCUGGUGGUGGGAGGGGGCGAUGGGGAUGGGGAUGGUGAUGGUGCUGGCGAAGGUGCUGGCGACGGCGAUGGCGGCGGCGUUGGCGGGGACAGUGGAGCGAGUCAGUGA
Molecule: messenger RNA, 3414 nt
Organism: Chaetomium globosum CBS 148.51
Lineage: Eukaryota; Fungi; Ascomycota; Sordariomycetes; Sordariales; Chaetomiaceae
Exons: 4
Coding region: 1-3414 (1137 amino acids)
Molecular function (GO): nucleic acid binding; ATP binding
Source: RefSeq, a predicted model, not a curated record